UAAAAUGGCCGUGUCUCGCGGAGCCUCGUGCUGGUUAGAUCGGAUUCUCGCUCCUACUCUCCUUCUGUAACAGAGGCACUGUGCACACAUUUUGUGCCCGUUCAAUUCAUUCCUGGGGUCCUCAUUUAUAUUAAUCACGUAACUUUUUUUUUUUUUUUUUUUACUUAGAAACUGGAAAGAAGACCGGGUCCGGUCUGGAGGUAGGGGUGGGGAGGAAUGAUCCGGGACACAGCUACAUUGUUAAAAUAAUUGUAUUUAUAUCCAGUGCUGUUUGGAGCUCGAUUGUGAGAACUACCUCCUUUUAAAAGAGAGGGAGAGGGAGAGAGCGAGUGAGUGUGUGUGUGUGUGUGUGUGUGUGAGAGAGAGUGUGUGAGCGAGAGAGGGGGGAAUAAUGGCCGCUCAGGUCGCUGCGCUCAGCCCGAGCCCAGCCGCCGAACUGAAGAAACCGGACAGAGACGCGCAGGAAGACUCGAUAGCGGGAGAGACGCAGCAGGAAAUCAAGGAUAACGGCGGCUCUCCUGGACAGAAAGAGCUCCAGGACGGCACGGAGGUAGCUAAUGCACCGGGAGGAAGAAGAGGAGGAGGCGGUGGAGGAGGAGGAGGCGGAGGAGGGGACCCUGACAUGAAAAACGGCAACGACAAUUCGUCCCGGAUGAACAACAGUAAUAAUAACAACCAGAACGAUCUAGACGCUAACAGUCACCCAGGCAUUGCUCAUCACCACCCGAGUGUUUUCCCUCCACCACCAUACGGCUGCAACCAGCACUACAACCGGGGCCCUUUUCAUCAACAUGGCGGACAACAAAGCCCUGGCAUGGCACCGGGCAGUAUAAUGGAGCCUUAUCCGACAAACUCACACGAUCACGGCUUCCCCAACCACUACAACAACUAUGGGCCAUUCCCAAAUCGGACUCAAUAUCAGGGCCAAGGUUAUGGCAUGAAUUCCCCGCGCACUAACCAGGCGAGUCAGCCAGGCAAGCAGCAGCAGCAACCAGGAGGAACUCUUAUGGCGGGUUCGUAUAAUAAUCAGAGGUAUAACAUGAGCAACCCUCAGCCAACCCCGACCCCAACUUUAAACCAGCUUCUGACAUCACCCAGCGCCACCAGAGGCUACCAGAAUUACCCACAGAAUGACUAUAACAGUCAGGACGGGACGAGUAAAGGAGCAGGGGACAUGGGCAGCACUAAUCACUAUGGAGGGGGUCAUCCGCCCUGGCAACAAAGAGGCCAUCACGCGCCCCCCAUGAGCCCGGGGAACACUGCACACGCGCUCAACAGGAACCAGACCCCAAGCCCAAUGGACCAGGUGGGGAAGAUCAGAAGCCAGCAUUAUGGAGCAGGAAACCCUUAUUCUCAACAGCAGGGGCCACCACCAGGGGCUCAGCAAGGGCCUCCCUUCCCUGGUCAAGGCUAUGGCUCCCCAGGACCACAGAGAUACCCAAUGACCAUGCAGGGACGCACCCCUGGUGCUAUGGGAGGCAUGCAAUACGGACAGCAGAUGGGUUAUGGACAACAAGGCCCAGGAGCUUAUGGCCAGAGCCAAGGAGGCUACUAUGGUCAGCAGAAUCCUCUUACUCCCCAUGGAGGCCUUCAGCAGGGUUCAUACCCUCAGCAGCAUUCCAGUGGCCCAGGCUCCCAGCAUCCAUAUUCACAACCUCAGUCAGGUCCCCCUCUGUCUCAGGGUGGGCCUCCUUACUCCCAACAACCCCAGGGCCAGUCUUCAUAUCCCCAGCCUCCACAUUCCCAACCACCUUAUCCCCAAUCCCAGGCUCUUUCUCAGUCCCAGGGUACACCUCAGUCAGCUCAGGGCUCUCAGCAGCAGCCUGGAUUCCCUCAAGCAACGCCUGGUUCCGGGCAACCUCCUCCUGCUCCUCCUCCUACUCAACAGCAGCAACAAGGCUCAACUCCACAGCAGUCCAAUGUAGGGCCUCCUCAGCAAUCCCAGCAGCCCAUGGGUCAUGGUCCUCCACAGGGACACCAGCCCUCACCCUAUUCACAAACCCCACCAACACAGGCUCAGCAGCAGACACCCUUCCAGCGCUUCCCACCUCCACAGCAGGAGCUAUCCCAAGACUCCUUCAGUUCCCAUGCUUCCGGUUCUACCUCGAACCAGCCCAUGGCCUCCAGUAAGAGUGGUACAGAGGACAGCAUGCAGGGCCGUCCUUCAAGUCUGCCAGACCUGGGCUCUAUCGAUGACCUGCCCACGGGUACGGAGGGUGCGCUGAGUCCGGGGGUCAGCACAUCCGGUGUCUCCAGCAGUCAGGGCGAGCAGAGCAACCCAGCUCAGUCGCCUUUCUCCCCACACACCUCGCCUCACAUGCCGGGCAUCCGUGGACCUUCGCCAUCACCCGUGGGCUCGCCUGCCAGUGCAACGCCUUCUCGCACAGGACCCCUUUCACCUGCUGGAAGUCAGAUGCCUCCCAGACCUUCCAGUGUUCAAUCAGAUGGAAUCUUGCAUUCUUCCAUAAACCAGUCUGCUGUGGGCCAGGAUAGAGUCUUCAUUCGGAACACACAGAUGCCUCCUUAUGGCUCUCCUCAGCCUGCUUCUGCCUUAUCCCCACGCCCGUCAUCUGGAGGCCAAGUGCAUGCUGGGAUGGGUCAUUAUCCUCAAAACAACUCUAUGGGCAAUUAUGUGCCACAGGGAGGACAAUAUGUUCCUCAAGGCUACCCGAGGCAGCCAGGCUAUAGUGGCAUGACUGGUCCUAACUAUCCUGGUGGUCCAAGCAUGGGCAGCCCUAUGAAUCCCAUGUCAGGACAGGGAGGAGGGGGUGCGUAUAGCGGUAUGCCUCCUGGGCGCAUGGGUCCAGGGCAGAUGGGCUCAAGGCCGUACGGUCCUGGCAUGAGUCCCAACAUGGGUGGCAUACCACCUCAGGUGGCUUCAGGCAUGUGUCCUCCACCUGGCAUGAACAGAAAACCCCAAGAUCCAACCUCAGCAGGCAUGCACCCUGGUCCAUCUAACUCGAUACAUAGGCCUCCUGGUUAUCCUGCUAUGACCCAGGGGAUGAUAGGAGCUGGGUCUCCGUAUGCACCGCCCAUUAACAGCAUGCAUGGAAUAAUGAACCAGGCAGGGCCGUACCCCAUGGGAGGCAACGUGGCCAACAACUCAGCAGGUAUGGCACCCAGCCCAGAGUUUGCCAUGGAUAAGGUUAACCAAAACCAGAAAACAAAUAAUAAAGCUGAUGGGACUCCUAAAACUGAAUCAAAAAAGAAGUCAAAUUCAUCCACCACCACAAAUGAGAAAAUAACUCGGCUGUAUGAGCUGGGUACUGAGCCAGAGAGGAAGAUGUGGGUGGACCGUUACCUGGCCUUUGCUGAGGAGAAAGCCAUGGGCAUGACCAACCUGCCGGCAGUGGGCCGCAAGCCUCUUGACCUAUUUCGUCUCUAUGUGUCUGUUAAAGAGAUUGGUGGCCUUACACAGGUGAAUAAGAAUAAAAAGUGGAGGGAGUUGGCGACAAACCUGAAUGUUGGGACCUCCAGUAGUGCAGCUAGCUCACUAAAGAAGCAGUACAUUCAGUGUCUGUACGCGUUCGAGUGCAAGAUUGAGCGUGGUGAGGACCCACCUCCGGAUAUUUUCAACAAUGACCCCAAAAAGAACCAGGCGAAGGUACAGCCACCCUCUCCAGCGGGAUCUGGAUCUUUACAGGGCCCUCAGACUCCACAGUCGACUAGCAGUUCCAUGGCUGAAGGAAACGAUCUGAAACCCCCAACCCCUGCGUCAACACCCCACAGCCAGAUGCCUCCUAUGCCUGGUGUGCGGAGCAGUGUGAAUGUUCAAGACCCGUUUGCUGAUGGUGGAGACCCUGCCUUUGCUAGACGGAGCUCGAUGACGCCUAACUCCGGCUUCCAGCCCGGAAUGGGGGGCCCACCUGAUAUAAUGAGUCGCUUAGGUCCAUAUGAGCCUAAUAAGGACCCUUUUAGUGGUAUGAGGAAAGCUGGUGAGCAGUUCAUGAAUCCGGGACAAGGCCCCAGCAGUGGAAUGAGUGAACAGUAUAACCGAGGCCCUCCGGGACCUAUUGCUAACAUGCAGUUAGGUCACAGACAACAGUACGGACCCUAUGGACCAGGAUAUGACCGGAGACAAGAGCCAGGCAUGAGUCCAGAUGGCAGUAUAGGUCCUGGAGCCCCACAGCCAAACACCAUGCCCUCUGGUGCUGACACAGGGAUGUAUUCACCUAAUCCACAGCAGCAAAGGCAUGAUUCCUAUGUUAAUCAGUUCCCUGGCCAGAGUGCACCCUCUAGUGGACAAUACCCAAAUCAGCAGCCUGGAAUCUACCCACAGCAGACGAAUUACACGCAAAAGAGGCCCGGAGAUGGUGGUUAUGGUCCCCCAGCAAAGCGUCAUGAGGGGGAAAUGUAUCCAUUCAGUGGCCAGCAGCAACAGGGCCCUCAACCCUCAGGUGGACCCCAACCCCAACAGGACAUGUACAACCAGUAUAAUACCUACCCUGCCACAGAUCGACGUCCACCUGUUCCACAGAGUCAGUUCCCGUUCGGUUUUGGACGGGACAGGGCGCCUAAUGCCGGAGGUGCUAACUCUCAGUCCUCCAUUCCACCGCAGAUGAUGGGCAGCCCCUUGCCCUCUGUCCCUGAUGGCCCCCAAGGUCCCAUGUGGCAAGGCAGAAAUGACGUGAACUUUCCCAACUAUCCCAGUCGUCAGGGACCUCCCGGAGUUCCAACUCAAGGUCCAGGGUACCAUGCCACAAAUCGUUCUGAAGACAUGUUACCUUCAGACCAGCGAAUGAAUCAUGAAGGUCCAUGGCCUGGUCAUGUCAACCAGAGGCAGCCUCCUUAUGGACCUGGUGGUUCUGGCCCACCCAUGUCUAGAACACUGCAGUCCAAUUUUCAGUCCACUCAAAAUCACAUUCCACAGGUAUCAAGUCCAGCGCCCAUGCCAAGAACCAUGGAGAACAGUACAUCACCCAGCAAGUCCCCUUAUAUGCACACUGGGAUAAAGAUUCAGAAGGCUGGACCUCUAGUCCCAGCUGUACACACAGCCCCAACACCAGUACAGCAUCCCAUGAUAAGGAGAGACAUAGCCUUUCCUCCAGGGUCAGUGGAGGCGACUCAGCCCAUCCUCAAACCACGCCGCCGACUCAUGAUGAAAGAUAUUGGAACACCGGAAGCCUGGAGAGUCAUGAUGUCCCUCAAAUCAGGAUUGCUGGCAGAGAGCACUUGGGCUUUGGACACGAUCAGUAUUCUUCUAUAUGAUGAUAAUAGCAUUUCUACCUUCAGUCUGUGUCAGCUUCCUGGUUUCCUUGAACUGAUAGUGGAGUACUUCCGUAGAUGCCUCAUUGAAAUUUUUGGCAUCUUGAAAGAAUAUGAGGUUGGAGAUCCUGGGCAGCGAACACUGAUUGAUCCAGAUGCUGCCGAUUCGGAUAUGUCUGAUGAAGAAAUUCCAGAAAUAGGACAGAUGGAGGAAGAAGAGGACAAAGAGGAGAAGAGUAGCCAACACUCAUUACAGAUCCAAGUCAAGCUUGAGAAGGAUGAACUUAUACAUGAAGAGAAAUCCUGUGAAAUGUCUGAAAAAGAGAAGGAAGGAGAAAUAUCUUCAUCUAAAGAGCAUGAGUUAUCCAGUCCCUUUCAGGACAGUAGUGCAGUACAGGAAAAGCUCAAACAGGCUAGCAAAUUUGACAAGCUUCCCAUUAAGCUAGUGUGGAAGAAAGACCCAUUUGUCAUUGGUCACAUUGGCAAGUUGGGCCGGCGACAGACUUUUGACAGUGGGCUGAUUCAUUGGAGCGUUGGUGGAGGUGACACCACGGAGCACAUCCAAACUCACUUUGAGAGUAAAAUGGAGCUGCUAAAACCUCAUAAACCUGUCAAUACAGAGGCACUUCCCUUAGCGGAACUGGUUAAUGAGAACCAAAAUAAGGAUGAGAGAAUCAUACCACACCAGCAAAAUGAGCAGCAAACAGAGUCUCAGCCUUCCUCAGGCCAACCACUGGAGGAGAAAAACACCACAGCUAUUGCUAGUGCAUCUGCUACCAUAAUGGCCACUGUUGAUGAUGUGCUGUCUGGUUGGUCGGCAUCAGUUGCUGAACAAUCUGUGCAGAAUUGCAUAGAGAAGGAGGAGGAGAAGAACAAGUUCCUGUUUGGGAUUGACCCAUCACAGCAGAUCAGCAGCAUUAAGAUCCUUGAAGACGAGCCACACAGCAAGGAUGAGUCCCCAUUGUGCACGUUGUCAGACUGGCAGGACGCAUUAGCCCGGCGCUGCAUAUGCGUCUCUAAUAUUGUCCGCAGUCUCUCCUUCAUCCCUGGCAACGACACUGAAAUGUCCAAACACCCAGGCCUGCUGCUUAUACUGGGCCGUGUGGUACUUCUGCACCACCGGCAUCCUGAGCGCAAGGAGGCUCCUGUUACCUAUGAGAAAGAGGAAGAGGAAGAUGAUGGAGUCCGCUGUGAGCAGCAUGAAUGGUGGUGGGACUGUCUGGAGGUUCUGCGAGAAAACUGUCUGGUCACGUUGGCAAACAUCUCUGGCCAGUUGGACCUGUCCAUGUACCCAGAGAGUAUCUGCCUUCCACUGCUGGAUGGUCUUCUCCACUGGGCUGUCUGCCCCUCAGCAGAAGCCAUUGAUCCUUUCCCUACAUUGGGGCUUAAUGGAGCAGUUUCUCCUCAGAGAAUGGUUCUUGAGACCCUUAGCAAACUCAGCAUCCAGGACAAUAAUGUUGACCUCAUUCUGGCCACUCCACCCUUCAGUCGCCUGGAGAAAUUCUACAGUUCACUGGUACGCUUAAUUGGUGACCGUAAGGUACCUGUGUGCCGGGAGAUGGCAGUGGUGCUGUUGGCCAACCUGGCCCAGGGUGACAGCCUGGCAGCUCGGGCCAUUGCUGUGCAGAAAGGCAGUAUAGGGAACCUCCUGGGGUUUCUGGAGGACAGUCUAGCAGCCACACAGUUCCAGCAGAGCCAGGCUUCACUGCUGCAUAUGCAGGGGACACACUUUGAACCCACCAGCGUGGACAUGAUGCGGCGGGCUGCCCGUGCCCUGCAUGCCCUCGCCAAAGUAGAGGAGAACCACUCCGAGUUCAUGUUGUACGAGUCACGGCUACUGGACGUCUCUGUAUCCCCCCUCCUGAACUCAGGAGUGUCCCACGUGAUCUGUGAUGUACUGUUUCUGAUUGGCCAGUCAUGACAGCUGUGGGGCUGAGCUUUGUCCCCCUUCUUCCUUUUAAACCCCUCGAAUCUGUGUGAAUGGAGAAAUGUAACAGCGAAAACUGACUGUCCUUUUUUUAAUUUAUGCAAAAAUCACCUCAAAUUCCACUGAUUGCUCUUUCUACCAUGCUUCUUUCUAAAGGAAGGAUUUCACAAAGUGGAUUUAACACUUAAAUAAAAUGAAGAGAAACUAAUGUGGAUACAUGACUUAUGACCUUGGGAGAGUGUGAUGCCAUUUUGGAAGGAUGUUUUUUUUUUAAUUAAAUGAAAAGUAGAUUUAAAAAAUAAAAAAAGAAAACAAAACUAACCAAAGUUGCUGUCACAUUUACAGUGAGUUUGGGGAAUAAAGGUGCCCAGUGGUCCUUUUGGUUUACUGGGCUGGCAGGCACCAUUGUCUAGUUCUUGUUUGGAGGCUGUACAGUUUCAGACUCUUGUUUGUGCUAUAAAUUGUAACUUGGAUGAUAUAUACACUGAGCCCAGGGACCAGGUCAUUGGCUGUGAAGAGACAUCUGUAAAUGGAAGGCCUGUACAGUAGAUUGUAUGACUUUUUUUGUACUGUACACCUUAAAGUGACAAGCUGUAAACAUACUGUAAUAAUAAAUACUGUUUCACACUGAGAUAAUGCUGACUUGGCAGCAAAACUGUAGUUUUUAAAAUGAUUUUCAUUCUUAUUUAGAGAGAGGGGAAAAAAGGCAUUCUUCCCCCAAAGUAUCGUGUACAACACCCCGACCUCUUUGUCCCUUGAUUGUAUGACUUGACCCUCAAAGAAAUCACCUCUUAGGACUGGCCUUGAGCUUCAGAUGCAGUCCAGACUGCAAUGUAAAUAAUGAUGUACAAUAUACUUUGCUCUUUCUUUCUCUCUCUCUGUCUCUUGCUCUCUCGCUCUCUCACCUUAUUGCGCUCUUCACCAUUUUUAAUCUUUGAUUAAUUAAAGAUUACACUCAAGAUCUCUUCA
Molecule: messenger RNA, 8101 nt
Organism: Ictalurus punctatus (channel catfish)
Lineage: Eukaryota; Metazoa; Chordata; Actinopteri; Siluriformes; Ictaluridae
Gene: arid1ab
Product: AT rich interactive domain 1Ab (SWI-like)
Exons: 20
Coding region: 392-7126 (2244 amino acids)
Biological process (GO): regulation of transcription by RNA polymerase II; chromatin remodeling; positive regulation of DNA-templated transcription
Cellular component (GO): SWI/SNF complex; brahma complex; nucleoplasm
Molecular function (GO): nucleosome binding; DNA binding
Source: RefSeq, a predicted model, not a curated record